AUGUUUCGUCCUUUAUUUCUUCUUCGAAGCACAGUUCCCAUGCAUGUGGGCCGAGUUCGCCCCUAUCACCGAGUUCUGCAAGCCAUGGAGCAAGGGGGGCAGGGGUUAUCGGUAGCAGCAGAGGUCUUUAAGGAGUUUGAGCUCUCCUGUCGGAAUGAACCAAUACACGACAACAAAAACGCCCCCCUAAGCAGCACAGGCUCCAGCGCUACCCCUCGCAAGCCGCUCACCGAGUUUUGCGGGGAUGCUAAAGAUGUCGAGCCUUUGACAAUAUUGCUUUUGAAAGCCCUGUGCGACUUGCGUAGAUUAGAUGAGAUGCGCUUCCUUUUUACACAGUCCUUGCUUGAACUGGAUAGUGGGAUACCGCUCUCAAUUGAGUUAUUCAAUGUGUAUUUGCUAGCCAUAUCUAUGACCGAGACCUAUAGUCUGAACGAGGUGGAGAAUGUUAUCGAGCUCAUUCGAUGCAAGGGCGCUACGCCGGAUAUCAUCACGAAGCUCUCCGUGUUUAUCUUACAUUUGCGGCUCGGGCAAGACAGCUGCAUUUCGUGGUGGAAGGUCAUCCGCGCGGAAGUUCAAGAAAUCAUAAGUGGAAAUGCGGUCCCGAAGUAUCCAUUGCUUCCAUUACGGGUGCAGAACUGCUUUCAAACAUUGAUGCGGCUGCACCAUGAUGUGGUGGUGUUGCACGAGUGCUUCGAUCUGCUCCGCACCCUCCGCCCUGAGGGCUGCACCCCGGCCCUACUGCUGCCCUACAUGAUGCUAAGCGUCGCGAACGAAGCGGCCCCGCCUUCUACUGUGGUGGAUAUCCUUAAAAUCCACGAGGCGUCUCGUGGAAACCAUCGCGAGGGCCCCACCGCCGUUCCGUUGGCGGGUUCACACGCGGAUACUGCGAGUUCGGCCCCGUCCAAUCCUGCGGCGGUUCCGGCCGAUCCGCCGCUGCUAAACAGCGAAUCCACCGUCUUUCGGCUGCUAUCGAAGUGCCUGAGGUGGGGCGACGCCGACGCGGCGCGUUACGUGUGCGAGUAUUUAAAAAACCACCACGCGUUUCGUAUUAUUGCCGAGGAGCACCAGCCCUUGGUCUCGCUUCUCUACGCCGGGGCGCUGGCUCGUGCGGGGUGUGUGUUGGAUUCGUUGGGGGUGCUGGAAGGGGUGCCGCCGCCGCGGAAUCGCCCGGGGCGGACGGCGGGGUUUUUCAACGGACGCCGCCGCCUCGUGGCGGAUUCCGUCGACGCCGUGGGGGACGUCGUGCGGGCGAUCGGCGAGCGAGGGGUGGGGGAGGUCCUGCGGGAGCUGCGCACGGCUGCAGGGGCGGGUCGACGGGUGACCGCCGCUUCGUUGGAUCUCCUCCUCGCCGCCUGUGCGAUGCGGGAUGACGACCGGCUCGGGGAGGGGGUGCUCUCCACCUACCCCUCCUUUGGCGCGGCGCCGAGUUGCUUUACCUACACCGCCCUGCUCUCGUGCUACGCGGCGGAGGGAUCGGCCUUUCGCGGGGUGGAUCGGCUGCGCUCGGUGAGGCGCGCGAUGGCCGACCGCGGUAUCCCCGUGGAUGACGCCUUUCUGCGGGAAACGAUGAGGGUGGCGUUAUCCGCGGGGGAUUUAGCGUGCGCACUGGUGAUCGCCGAGCAACACGCGGAGCUUCAAAUCCCAAUGGACACGCCGCUGUGCGCGUGCCUUCUGGAGAAGCUCACCGUGGCCGUCGACGUGGAUGGCGCACGGCGUGCGCUACGCGCGAUGCGCUCCUGUAAGGCGUCGUUAGAUACCCGAAGUUUGGCGCUCUGUACAGCUACUUUUGAAAAAUGGGGAAUCAAAUGUGAUGACCUAGCAAAUCUUUAG
Phytomonas sp. EM1 is the source of this 1830-nucleotide messenger RNA. Lineage: Eukaryota; Euglenozoa; Kinetoplastea; Trypanosomatida; Trypanosomatidae. The record is from the annotation of a GenBank genome assembly.